Hippocampus zosterae (dwarf seahorse) is the source of this 2673-nucleotide messenger RNA. Its product is annotated as arrestin domain-containing protein 3-like. Lineage: Eukaryota; Metazoa; Chordata; Actinopteri; Syngnathiformes; Syngnathidae. Gene Ontology annotation, cellular component: plasma membrane; cytoplasm. The coding region runs from base 69 to 1364 and encodes 431 amino acids. The record is from RefSeq and is a predicted model, not a curated record. The transcript has 6 exons. Gene Ontology annotation, biological process: protein transport.
UCUCUUAAAAUAAAACCCACUCAUCGGAAAAAUCUAGUUUCUCUGAAUCGGUCGUAUCUUUGUUGUUUAUGCUGCUUGGCUUGUGUCCAUCCAUGUUGCUGCUGUAUUUUUCCUUAGUGUGUUCUCAAUCCGGUUAUGAGAGACAAGAAAAACAGGUCUGUAUCUGGAUCUGUAACCUCCCCACCACCUGUUCGUCACCACUCUGUCACCUGAGCCAGACUCUUUAUUUCUGCUCAGAUAGACCAGAGGCUCUUGUAAUUCUUGCUCAUAUUUUGUUUGCUCAUCUAUUCACUUGUAGUUAUUUCUGGAAAAUGACCAUUAAAAAUUUCCAAAUUGAAUACGACUCCAUCAAUAGCCAAAACAUCUUCACCAACGGAGAUACCAUCAAUGGAAGGAUCGUCGUGGAAGCCUCGAAAGAAACGUCAAUCCAAUCGCUAACCUUUAUAGGAAAAGGAAGUGCAAAGGUUUGCUGGCACGAGUAUUACGGGCAAUAUAGCAGUGGCUACUUCUGGUCCGAUGAGAAAUAUUACGAAAUCAAGCAACGUAUCUUGCGAGCCGGUACUGAUUGUAUUCCCAAAGGAAGACAUGUGUUCCCCUUUUCCUUCAAGGUCCCUAACAGGAAAAUGCCGUCCUCCUUCAAGUCGUCCGUCGGUAAAAUUGUUCAUAAGCUUAAAGCGGAGCUUAAACAAUCAAUGAAGUUGACAAAAAAAGCAAAAGCCCACUUCGCAUUUGUCUCCAAAGCAGACAUGACCAUACCAGGACUUAUGGAACCUCAGCAUGAUUGCACGGAUAAAAAAAUCACCGUCUUUGGUUCUGGGAUCAUUGCAAUGGAUGUUCACACCCAAAGGAUGGGAUACCACCCAGGUGAGGAUCUCCAAGUCAAAGUUGAAAUUCAUAACCAAUCAUCCCGUGACGUGAAGCCCAAAUUCGUAUUGUACGAAAAGCAGAGUUUCUUUGCUCAAGGAAAGAGGAACGUUUGCACACAGAACAUCCUCAAGGAGACACUUGAGAGUAUUGCUCCCCAUAGUAACCGGAGAGUGAAAAAGGUGAUCACAAUCCCCAGAAGUUUGCCUCCUUCCAUUUUGAACUCCUCCAUCAUCCAGCUGGAAUACAGACUGAAGAUCUUUCUGGGUGUCAAAUAUGCAAUAAACCCAGAAAUCAAACUUCCAAUAGUUGUCCUACCUGACUUUGAAGAUCCUGCAGGAAAACAACCUCCGGGUCCUGCUGCUGCCUAUAGAUUUGAGCAAUUUGGGACAUCACGCAAACAGAGCUGGAGCAAGGCAUCUCAGUCUUCAGAUCUCCCUCCACCAUACGGAGCACACGCCGAGUAUCCCUACUUGAGUGAUUAUAAAUAUCAAAGAUGACCAAUUGCUGAAAGAUAUUAUCACCCGUUUCCUCCCACAUUCCAAUAACAUGCAUGGCAGGUUAAUGGAACACUCUAAUCUGCUGGUCAGGCAGCAUCUCAGCCCAGGACAGAAAGAGACUGGAGCGACUGGUCAGGAAGGCCAGUUCUGUCCUGGGCUGCUCCCUUGACACCCUGGAGGAGGUGGGCAACAGAAGGAUGCUAACUAAGCUAAAAGCUAUGAUGGCCAGUCCCUCCCACCCCCUCCAGCCCGCCCUGACAGCACUUGGUAGCUCCUUCAGCCAGAGACUGUUACACCCGCGCUGCAAGAAGGAGAGAUACCGACGCUCGUCCCUACCGACUGCUGUCAGGCUGCUGAAUAAAAAUAACAACAAUAAUAAUAAUAAUAAUUAAAUGAUGUGAUGUGAAAAACAAUUGUAAAUAGAACUGCGAUUUAUCCAUUUUGUAUUUAUAUUGCACUUAAUUGAACAGUGUUUGUUUGUUUGUUCUUCUUCUUUCUACCCACAUUCUUGCUGCUGGAGGCUGUAAAUUUCCCCAGUGUGGGACAAAUAAAGGAUAUCUUAAUCAGCUGUCCACUGUCGUAAGCGCUGUCCCUGAAACUCAGUGAGUUUCAAACUCACUGAGUUUCAGGGACAGAGGAUAGGGACAGUUUCAGGCUUAUCGUGAGGAUAAGCGGUUCAGAUAAUGGAUGGGUGGAUGGAAUUACGCAUCCAUUGAUGCAUUGGUAACGGCACAGGUCCUUACGUAAGUGGCUUUUAGUGUUGCAAUAUUCAAAUAUUGGAAAAAAUAUUUUGUACCGCACGCACACACACACACACACACACACACACACACACACACACACACACACACACACACAAGUCCAAUGCAUUUCUUCAUCAAUACAUUUAGACAAUGUGUCAAAAUGGUACUUUUAUUUUGAUAAACAAUACAAGAUCCAAUUAAUUUUUUUGAUCAAACUGAUGUCUUACUGACUGCUCCAUCAACAUCAAGUAUUAACUUUGAGGACAUAGCCUAGGUAAGGCAACCUUUUUGAAAAAGUUCUAGGGAGCCACUGCGGGGCGCUAAAGAGCCGCAUGCGGCUCAAGAGCCGUGUGUUGCUGACCCCCGGCCUAGGGGCUAGGGCAAGUGAGGAUAACGUUGCAUAUAUCUUUUUGUAUCUGUGAAAAAAAUCGUCUGUUGUAUUUAUAAAAAUCAAUGAGCUGCUACAAAGAACAAACAAUUGUAUUUUAUUUUCUGUAACAACUUUUGAACGCUUUAUAAAAUAUGCUUGUUUGAAGUUUAUUUUCAAAUAAAACAGUCAAUGUCUA